Molecule: messenger RNA, 550 nt
Organism: Dinoponera quadriceps
Lineage: Eukaryota; Metazoa; Arthropoda; Insecta; Hymenoptera; Formicidae
Product: flexible cuticle protein 12-like
Exons: 1
Cellular component (GO): chitin-based extracellular matrix
Molecular function (GO): structural constituent of chitin-based larval cuticle
Source: RefSeq, a predicted model, not a curated record
CUUUUUCAGAUCAUCGCCCUCUGCGCCCUCGUGGCCGUCGCUCUCGCGGCACCCCCCCUCGACAACAGCCAGACCGUAUUGGUCAAGGAGACCCCACUGGACAACAUCGGCAUCGACGGCUACCAGUUCGGUUACGAACUGUCGAACGGUGAGGCCCGCCAGGAAUCCGCCGAGCUGGCGAACGCCGGCACCGACAACGCUGCCCUGCGCGUACGCGGUAGCUUCACCUACGUCGACCCGGCCACCAACGUCAGGUACACCGUCAACUACGUAGCCGACGAGAACGGAUUCCGCCCCGAGGGACAGCACCUGCCGUCCGUUUGAUAUGCCCUAAUUCAACGACUCUCGACGCUGCCAGCUGUAAAUAGAGCCUCCCGCCCGAACUCUUGAUCCUCCUUAAAAUCCUUACGCUCCUUACGAUCGUGCCUACCCUCGGAAUAAACGAGUACGGUAGCGCCUUCCCUUUUUCUUCAAUGUUACGAGACGCCUAUGAUCUUCUUUUUGUACAAUAGCUCUGUGCUCAUCUCUUGAUAAAUAAAUAAGAAAUUUU